Lagenorhynchus albirostris (white-beaked dolphin) is the source of this 1779-nucleotide messenger RNA. It is a transcript of the gene SLC25A21, whose product is annotated as solute carrier family 25 member 21. NCBI's taxonomy places the organism in Eukaryota, Metazoa, Chordata, Mammalia, Artiodactyla, Delphinidae. The record is from RefSeq and is a predicted model, not a curated record. Bases 477 to 1286 code for a protein of 269 amino acids. Gene Ontology annotation, biological process: transmembrane transport. The transcript is spliced from 12 exons.
CUCCGCAGGGCGCUACGGUUGUCAGGGUCCCUCCCGGAGCCCAGGGAGCAAAGCGGGGUCGAGAAGGAGCACCUGAAGCAGCGCAACAAGCAGGUCCCGACCCGCCGGAGAUCACGCGUUGAGUCUGUGGCCCAAACCGCCCGCCGCCUCCGAGCAGUCGCCGGAUUGCCGCCCCACAGGGAGCCACUCGGCCCAAGGACUAACCCAGCCCCGGCACUCUCGCUCAGGAGAGGCUCUGCAGGCCGGCAUUCAGGCUGGCGAGCUCGCCCACGCAUCUCAGCCCAAGCAGUGGUCGUCUGGCUUGCGAAGAUGUCGGCCAAGCCCGCUGUCGGCUUCGUGAACGAGGCUUCUCAGCAGAUCCUGGCCGGUGGUUCCGCUGAGUUCCAGCCCUUCUGAUCUGCACAGCCUGUGAUGAUUCAAAAUGGCAGGCGUGGGACUUCCCUGGUGGUCCAGUGGGUCUUGUAGAAAUUUGCCUGAUGCACCCUCUCGAUGUGGUGAAAACCAGGUUCCAGAUUCAGAGACGUGCAACUGAUCCAAACAGUUACAAAAGCUUAGGACACAGCUUUCGAAUGAUUUUCCGCACAGAAGGGUUGUUCGGUUUUUACAAGGGAAUUCUGCCACCCAUCUUGGCUGAAACACCAAAAAGAGCAGUGAAGUUUUUCACCUUUGAGCAGUACAAGAAAUUGCUAGGAUAUGUGUCACUGUCACCAGCAUUGACCUUUGCCAUUGCUGGAUUGGGAUCUGGACUAACAGAAGCCAUUGUGGUCAACCCUUUUGAGGUAGUAAAAGUUGGCUUGCAAGCCAAUCGGAACAAAUUUACAGAGCAACCAUCCACCAUGAGUUACGCAAGACACAUCAUUAAGAAGGAAGGCUUGGGAUUCCAGGGCCUCAACAAAGGAUUUACAGCAACUUUGGGACGUCACGGAGUUUUCAACAUGGUUUAUUUCGGCUUCUACUACAAUGUCAAAAACAUUAUUCCUGUCAAUAAGGAUCCAACCUUGGAGUUUCUGAGAAAAUUUGGGGUUGGUCUUCUCUCGGGCACAAUAGCCUCAGUCAUUAACAUCCCUUUUGAUGUUGCCAAAAGUAGGAUUCAAGGGCCUCAGCCAGUUCCUGGAGAGAUCAAGUACAGAACCUGUUUUAAAACAAUGGCCACAGUCUAUCAGGAAGAAGGCAUUUUAGCUUUGUAUAAAGGCCUGCUUCCCAAGAUUAUGAGGCUUGGACCAGGUGGUGCAGUGAUGCUGCUGGUUUAUGAAUACACCUAUUCAUGGCUUCAGGAGAACUGGUGAUUGCCUACAGAGUAUUUUUCCCCCUUGUGAUAAUGGAUAUUCAUUAUACAGCACCAUGAGAAGAAGAGAAUAUCGAUCAGCUGAGCUGAUAUAGUGAUAAAUUAUAAUUAUACAACUAUACACAAUUAUAGAGGGCAAAACAGUUCAAGAACAAAACCUAUUUUGAUACUUCAAAAAUUAUCUCUAGACAAUUAGAAACUGUCGUUUUGGUCAAAUCCAUAAAACUGUGAGAAGAAAAUUACUACUGUGAAGCAAUGAGGUAUAUAAACUGAAUAUAGAAAAACAGCAUGAAAUCAGAUAUAUUUCCUAAAAGCAAUAUAAAUUUUAUGACCUAUGUUCCUCUUACAAGGCUUCACAAGGAAAAUUCAUUGUGUUGAUGAUUAUUUUCUCCCAAAAGGUCAAGAAGUGCUUAAAAGGGAAAAAAAAUUAAGCCAAAAUUUAAACAGUUUUUAUAAGGAAUUAAAUUCUUCCAUAAGUGGUAUUUAAUGAUAUA